Messenger RNA from Ophidiomyces ophidiicola, 1671 nucleotides. RefSeq names its product Glutamate decarboxylase 2 (gene GAD2). Gene Ontology annotation, biological process: carboxylic acid metabolic process. The record is from RefSeq and is a predicted model, not a curated record. The transcript has 2 exons. Lineage: Eukaryota; Fungi; Ascomycota; Eurotiomycetes; Onygenales; Onygenaceae. The coding region runs from base 1 to 1671 and encodes 556 amino acids. Gene Ontology annotation, cellular component: cytoplasm. Gene Ontology annotation, molecular function: pyridoxal phosphate binding; carboxy-lyase activity.
AUGGAGCGGGCGGAAGAAGUGAGAAAUCUCCUCAAUCCCGUCCAGGAGCGAAUUCUGCAGUAUAUCGAAGCUGCCGAUCGAGGUUCCAGGCGACCUGCGCAGGAAAAUGGCUCACGACACACAGAUAAUCCCUGCUUCGCGGACCUAGUUGCCCCAAAGAAACCGCAUGAACUGCAGGAUAUUCUGCAGCUCGACUUUCCGAAUGGCGGCCAGGGAGUCGACGGACUACUUCAGAUUCUGGAUAAGAUCUUCAAAUAUUCUGUGAAUACCUGGCAUCAGGGCUUCAUGGACAAGCUGUAUUCAUCGCCGAACGCACCAGGGCUCGCUGCGGAGCUAAUAAUUGCUUCUUUGAAUACAAACGUCCAUGUGUACCAGGUAGCGCCGGUGCUUACCAUUAUCGAAAAGAAUACUGCUGCACAGUUAGCUUCUCUUUUUGGUCUUACUGGGCCAUAUGCAGGGGGUAUAUCGGUGCCAGGAGGCUCAGCGUCCAACACAACCGCCAUUGUCAUUGCGCGAAACACUCUGUUCCCAGAAACCAAGGUCGACGGCACGGCUGGCCACCACUUUGUUCUUUUCACCAGUGGCCACGGGCACUAUAGUAUCGAAAAAGCUGCGCAAAUGAUCGGCUUGGGAAGUAGUUCCGUGUGGGCCGUUCCUGUAGAUGAACAAGGCCGCAUGGUUCCGGAGGCACUCGAUGAACGCAUUACAGAAGCGAAGAGCCAAGGGAAGACGCCAUUCUUUGUAAACGCUACUGCUGGUACGACCGUGUACGGUGCCUUUGAUCCUCUUCCGGAAAUUUCAGAGAUCUGCCGCAAGCACAACCUAUGGUUCCAUGUGGACGCUUCGUGGGGCGGCUCUUUCAUAUUUUCUUCCAAGCAAAAGGGUAAGCUUAUGGGUUCUCAUCUGGCAGAUAGCAUUGCCUACAACCCACACAAAAUGCUGUGCGUCCCGAUAACCUGCUCGUUCCUUUUGGCAUCUGAUCUCCGCAAGUUCCACCGCGCGAAUACUCUCCCAGCCGGAUAUUUAUUCCAUAACGACGAGUAUACGACAAGCGGAAAUGUUUGGGAUCUGGGGGAUUUGACUUUGCAGUGUGGUCGUCGGGCUGAUGCUCUUAAAUUGUACCUUAGUUGGAAAUAUUUUGGGUCCGAAGGUUAUGAGCGACAAAUUGAUGGUGCCUGUGACCUUGCUGCAUAUCUAUCCACUGCCGUCAGUAAAUCCCCCAGUCUCAUGCUGAUCACGGAAAAUCCGCCCCCAUGCCUUCAAGUUUGCUUCUAUUACGCACCACUUGGUCAAAUGUCAUAUCCUCCAGAGCGAGAAAUCAAUGGCAAAAGGCUAAGUGAUGAAGAGCGUGUCACCCGAAACAGCAAAGUGACUGAAGAUAUUGUUCAAGGACUGGUUCAACAAGGAUUCAUGGUUGACUAUGCUCCUCCAUGUGCCGGUGAUAAAAUAGUCGGCGAAGGCCAGUUCCUCCGCUGCGUUGUCAAUGUUCGUACAACAAAGGAAACGCUAGAUGCCCUUGUUAAGACCGUUGUCAAACUCGGGUCUGGUAUUCUCAAGCAGCAAUUAGGGCUAGUCCUCAAUGCACCAAAGUCAGUGGAACCGUCAGACGUGAGCCCGGAGAUCCGUUCAAAAAAUCCCGCGGAAAUGGGACAUGGACCCGUUGUGUUUUAG